Molecule: messenger RNA, 1573 nt
Organism: Hippocampus comes (tiger tail seahorse)
Lineage: Eukaryota; Metazoa; Chordata; Actinopteri; Syngnathiformes; Syngnathidae
Gene: vash1
Product: vasohibin 1
Exons: 8
Coding region: 231-1325 (364 amino acids)
Biological process (GO): regulation of angiogenesis
Cellular component (GO): cytoplasm
Source: RefSeq, a predicted model, not a curated record
UGUGUUAAAAUUUGCUGUACGUAGAUCGUCACAAGUCGUGUACAAUGAGCGAUUCGUACGUUUUCCGGGUGACCGUGAACGCACCGUUCGUCACAGCUGAGCUCAUAGUCUUGGCUCUGAGCAUGCGCAGGAGGGGCAGUCAGGGAGUGUCGACCGGUGCGCCUAAUCGGAGGUGAAGCCUCACGCUAUGGUUUUGGAUUGACCCGGCAUCUUUUUGAAACAAUGACCCGAUGACGGAAAUACAUGUUUUUCAGGCACCAGUGAGCAGUCCAAACCAUCGGCGAGUCCAUUCCCCGUGCCAGGAUUCCGUUAGUGAGAUGCUGAGGGCCACGGUGGGCUCAGUGGAGGAGCGGGAUGAUGAGCAGGAGGAUGAAGGAGAUGAAGAGCUGCGGGACGGAGGGGUGCCUUUCUACGUCAACCGAAGUGGCCUCCCCAUGGAUGAAGACACCUGGGAGAGGAUGUGGCGCCAUGUAGCUCGGAUCCACCCACACGGGGAUGCUUUGGGGAAGGGCAUCCGGGGUGCAACUGACCUACCCAAGAUUCCAAUACCAAGUGUGCCUACAUACCAGCCUACCACCACAAUUCCACUGCGCCUAGAAGCCAUACAGAAAUAUAUCAGGGAAUUACAAUACAAUCAUACCGGGACACAAUUUUUUGAAAUCAAGAAAAGCCGCCCUCUUACUGCGUUGAUGGACAUUGCCAAGGAGAUGACGCGUGAAGCCCUGCCAAUCAAAUGUCUGGAGGCGGUGAUCCUGGGAAUUUACCUCACCAACAGCAUGCCGGCUGUGGAGCGUUUCCCCCUCAGCUUUAAGUCUCAGUUCUCAGGGACCCACUUCUACCACAUUGUGCUGGGAGUCCACAGCGGCGGACGCUUUGGUGCGCUGGGCAUGAGCCGGCGAGAGGACCUCAUGUUCAAGCCCCUGGAGCACCGCUCUCUGAUGGACUUGGUGCAGGACUUUGAAGGGGCCUAUAGGGGCUAUUGGCACACCCUGCUAAAGGUAAAGAUCGGCCAGUACGUGUCGCACGACCCUCACAGCGUGGAGCAGAUCGAGUGGAAGCACUCCGUCCUGGAUGUAGAUGGGCUGAGCAAGGGGGAGCUCCGGAAAGAGCUCGAGAGGCACACUCGAGACAUGAGGCUCAAGAUAGGAAAGCCUGCGCCUCCUUCUCCCACCAAAGACAGGAAAAAUAGCAUGGGCUCACCACUCAGAGGACAAGGAAGCCCCAUUCGCAGGGUCAGCCGUGUUGAGAGACGUCCAUCUGGAGAGAAAAAGGCUUUGGAACAGAAAGCAUCUGGAGAGAUGAGCGUGUAUCAGAUUCGAGUGUGAAGAAUAUUUUUUUCGUUUCUUUGAAAAAGCCACUGAUGAGGCUUCAUCAAUGGCCGACAUUGGCCCAUUGUCAGGGUGCAAAAUAGGGAACCACCACCCUUCUCCUCCACAUCCCAAAAAAAGCCUCAUUCACUGUCAAGUUGUCAUGUUUUGUUUAAUUACUUCUAGAACAUUGUAUGUGCAUAACUGGUGCUGUUGCGUGUAAACAUUUUUACUAACUUUAUACAAUCAGUGUAUGUUACAUUAGC